GCCCGUCACUGGCUGUGGCCGCGGAUAGGCUGAGGUCUCUGCAGCAGCGGUUAGGUCUUGUGUCGCUGACGAUGGCAAAGGGGCGGGCUGUGUGAGCUCGGUGUGGGGGCAGGGAGAACCGGCUGGACCGAGGACGUCGUCCACUAAGCUCCAGCUGUACUAGCGACCUCCCUCCUUCCUCUCCCGCACCGACCAUGGAGGCUCCGCAGCGGGGCAGCCUGAAGCCGGCUCUGCUCAUCCUCGGCCUGUGUGCACUGCUGCCCGGCCUGGCCUUGGCCAUCCAGGAAGAUGACGGGACACACCGCAACAGGGAGCCCCCGCUGCCCCAAAGACCCGAGGAGGUGGCCCGGCCAGAGAAGAUCCCCAGCCAGCCCCCCGCUGUACAUGUUGGGAAUGCAGACUUGAGCUCCACCUCUAACCUGGGGUUCAUCCAUGCCUUUGUAGCAGCCAUAUCUGUGAUCAUCGUGUCGGAGCUGGGAGACAAGACCUUCUUCAUAGCCGCCAUAAUGGCAAUGCGCUAUAACCGCCUGACUGUCCUCACUGGAGCAAUGCUUGCCUUAGGACUGAUGACUUGUUUAUCAGUGUUGUUUGGAUAUGCCACCACAGUCAUCCCCAGAGUUUAUACCUACUAUGUAUCCACUGCCCUUUUCGCCAUAUUCGGCAUUCGAAUGUUACGGGAAGGGUUAAAGAUGAGUCCAGAUGAAGGUCAGGAGGAGUUAGAAGAAGUGCAAGCUGAAAUCAAGAGAAAAGAUGAAGAGCUUCAGAGAACAAAGCUCCUGAACGGUCCUAAUGAUGUGGAAAGUGGAGGUGGACCAGCUAUUCCCAAGAAGAGAUGGAUGCAGUUCAUCUCCCCAAUUUUUGUCCAAGCAUUCACUUUGACAUUCCUGGCAGAGUGGGGGGAUCGCUCUCAGCUAACUACUAUUGUCUUGGCAGCCAGAGAGGACCCAUUUGGCGUUGCUGUUGGUGGUACUAUAGGGCAUUGUCUAUGCACUGGGUUAGCGGUUAUUGGGGGAAGGAUGAUUGCACAGAAGAUUUCAGUUAGGACUGUGACCAUCAUUGGUGGAAUAGUUUUCCUCGCUUUUGCUUUCUCCGCUUUAUUUAUAAGUCCGGAUUCUGGUUUUUAGCUAUUUUCUGUUCUUCAGAAAUUGACAACUUGGAAAGAGACUGCAUUUUGUACUGUAGUUCUGUAUAUAAUGUAUAAAGGUGGAGAUGAGACAUCUGCUGUACAGAAUCACUCCAUGCGGGUGACUAUUUUUAUGCUCCGUCUCGAAGAUUGUGACUCAUUCUAACUUCAUGUCAUUUACAGAUGUAAGGUCAACUCUAUCCUUAAUAUUUUAGCUUCAUUUCUCUUGUCUUGAGAUACGGGUUUAGGGUCUACCUCCAUAUAGGCAGGAGGAGCAGGUCUAGCUUGGACCAUGCUGUUUGGAUCGUGUGGUACCUGUGAAUUUUAAAAGAAACUAUUGAAAUAUUUCAGAGGUGUAGUUCACCCUGUACGCAUUAGAUCUCCCCUAUCUCCCCGCCUCGGUCCAUCGCUAUUGUGCCGAGAGCUGGCACAGUAUCCAGUAUAUAGCAGUUGUCAAUAUUUGACAUGACGAUUGGUUAAAAGCAGAAAGUCCUGGUGUCUAGAAAUGUUUUGAUUUCAAAUAAAUGUGUAAUGUAUA
Molecule: messenger RNA, 1661 nt
Organism: Bufo bufo (common toad)
Lineage: Eukaryota; Metazoa; Chordata; Amphibia; Anura; Bufonidae
Gene: TMEM165
Product: transmembrane protein 165
Exons: 6
Coding region: 195-1124 (309 amino acids)
Biological process (GO): Golgi calcium ion transport; manganese ion transmembrane transport; Golgi calcium ion homeostasis
Cellular component (GO): Golgi apparatus
Molecular function (GO): manganese ion transmembrane transporter activity; calcium ion transmembrane transporter activity
Source: RefSeq, a predicted model, not a curated record